AUUCAAACAAUAAUCCUUAUUUGACUCUUUCCUGCUCCUUUUCACAAAAAAAAAAGAUGAAGUUUACUCUUGUCUCUUCUUGUAUCGCACUUGUUGUGAUGGCUAUGGCAGCUGAAGCUGCUCCUUCUGGCAAGAAACUUUCCGUUCCUUUGGUCAAAAAUGAAAACUACAAGCCUAAUGCUAAGGCUGCUGUUGCAAAGGCUAGAGCCAAGUAUCUCAAGCACAUCAUUAAGCCUCUUCAUGGUGUUCCUUCCAAUGUCACUACCGAUGGUACUGGUUCUGUUCCUGUCACUGAUUAUAGUAAUGAUUCUGAAUACUAUGGUGUUGUUGGUAUUGGUACUCCUGAACAAAAAUUCAAGUUGGAUUUUGAUACUGGUUCCAGUGAUCUUUGGAUUGCUUCUACCUUGUGCUCUUCUUGCAGCUCUCAAAACCAAUACGAUCCUAGUAGUUCCAGCACCUACAAGGCAGAUGGUCGCUCUUGGUCCAUUUCUUACGGUGAUGGAUCCACUGCUAGCGGUAUUCUCGGUACUGAUACUGUCAAUUUGGGUGGCCUCAAGAUCGCUCAUCAAACGAUUGAAUUGGCUAAGCGAGAAUCCAGCUCUUUCUCUAGUGGCCCCAACGACGGUCUUUUAGGUCUUGCUUUUGACACUAUCACUACUGUCUCUGGCAUCAACACACCUUUUGACAACUUGGUCGACCAAGGUUUGAUCUCUUCUCCUGUAUUUGGUGUUUACCUCGGUAAGGCCUCUAACGGUGGCGGUGGUGAAUACGUCUUUGGUGGUUAUGACUCUUCCAAAUUCAGUGGUAGCUUGAAAACUGUCCCUAUUGAUAACUCUCAAGGUUUCUGGGGCAUUACUGUUGACGGUCUUUCGAUUGGUGGUCAAGACGUGGCUGAUUCUUUCUCUGGUAUUCUUGAUACUGGUACCACUCUUUUCUUGAUGACGGAUGAUAAUGCUGAUGCUGUUGCUGAAGCUUAUGGCGCUACAGAUAACGGUGAUGGUACUUAUACAAUCAGUUGUGAUACUUCUAGCUUUGACCCUCUUGUCUUUACCAUCAAUGGCGCCACUUUUGAAGUACCUGGUUCUGACUUGGUCUAUGAAAAUGAUGGUAGUACUUGUUACGCUUCAUUUGGUAAAGGUGGCCUUGACCAAGCUAUUUUGGGUGACACUUUCUUGAAGAACAACUAUGUCGUCUUUAACCCUGAAGUUCCUCACGUUCAAAUCGCUCGUAUUUAA
Gilbertella persicaria is the source of this 1235-nucleotide messenger RNA. RefSeq names its product rhizopuspepsin 2 precursor. The coding region runs from base 57 to 1235 and encodes 392 amino acids. The record is from RefSeq and is a predicted model, not a curated record. Gene Ontology annotation, molecular function: aspartic-type endopeptidase activity. Lineage: Eukaryota; Fungi; Mucoromycota; Mucoromycetes; Mucorales; Choanephoraceae. Gene Ontology annotation, biological process: proteolysis. The transcript has 2 exons.